AUGGAAGAUGUCCCAUACCUGACCUGGCUCCACCGCAUCAGGCGGCUCUGCAUGGGGUCGGGGGGCAGCACGCUAGAGACUCAAUUUGAGCUGGAAGCUUCUGCAUGCAAGGAGCUCUUGACAUGCUGCUGCGAGCGCUGGGCACAGCUGUCUUGCAGUGGGCCAACCUCGGAGUCCAGCAUGUCAAUCUUUGAAGGCAAACGGCCGGCCACUGUUCCAAUCCAAAAGUAUGGAGAGCACCUGAGCCGCUAUCUCGACGUUUCCCCAGUGGCAGUGAUAGGAGCAUGUGUAUACAUCUUCAAAAUGCUCAACAGGAAGGAGCCGGUGGACGUUGUUUCGGCCUCCAACAUCCACCGCCUGCUCCUGACAGCCCUCAUGCUGAGCUCAAAGUUUUUUGAUGACGGGUCCUAUGAAAACGCCUAUUUUGCUGAGGUGGGAGGGGUAUCGGUGGAAGAGCUCAACUCUUUGGAGGUGGCUUUCCUCUUUGGCAUCGACUUCAGGCUGAACCUGACUGAGGCCGAGAUUGAGAAAGCACUACAAGAGAUCGUCAGGGUACGGUGUGAGCGUCGGCUAUCCCAGAAACGCAAGGCAGAACCGGUGGAGCCCGUGCCUUAUAGCUUUCGAUGCAGGGACCCUGUUGUGAAUGAGUUCAAUGAGCCUCAACCAGUGUUCAGCAACGCUGACGUGCAACCCGUCUUCACAUGCUCGCUCAAACACUCUGGUGAUCUUAUUGUGGGCAUGACGUUGGAAGUUGAGUUGCCCCAGUUGGACAGUGCUUAUCCCUAUGUGAGUGACCUGGGGUACAGGCUGAUUGAUGAGUUGUCUAUUUCAGUUGCGGGUGUUGAACUCGACCGGAUGACCGGCCUGCACAUGCUCCUUAAAGCUGUCAUGUCAGAUGCACACAGUGAGUACUCAAGGUUUGGCGACAUGCUCAAUGGUGUGACAGUUCCUGGUAUGCUGGACAGUGAGGCGGAAAUUCAAGAUGGUGAGGCCACAACCCACAAGCUGGUGCAUGUUCCAAUACCAUUCUGGUUUGCAAGGGCUCAGGUCAGCAAUGGGUUCCCUCUGGCGAGCCUCAUCACAGCAGAGGCCAUCAUCAAGCUAAAGUUGAGCCCGCUCAGCUCAAUAAUCCAGCCCCCACCAGACGUCAGGCUGCAGCCCCGCAUCUCAAUUCUCACUGACAAUGUUUGGCUUGAUCCAAAGGUUGCUUUUGCCCUCAUCCGUUCAGGCCCCUCAAAGUCUCUCUUUCAGCAGAAUCUUCACCAGGACCACGCUGUUGAUGCAGAUUUGCCUGUCCAGCGGAUUGAACUCACAUGCAACAAGUCUGUGAGGCGGCUGCUGUGGCUUGUGACAGCAUCUGAUGACCCCAAUCAGAUUUUGCCAAACAGUGUGCUCUCCUCGCGGCUCAUUCUGGAGGGCUACGAUCUCAUGUCUAGAGGCCCCGUGAAUCAAGACACUGGUGAGAGAGCUGACGGCAAGUAUAGUGAGCUGGUGUAG
Messenger RNA from Klebsormidium nitens, 1497 nucleotides. The record is from the annotation of a GenBank genome assembly. NCBI's taxonomy places the organism in Eukaryota, Viridiplantae, Streptophyta, Klebsormidiophyceae, Klebsormidiales, Klebsormidiaceae.